AUGUCAUUCAACAGUGAUAACAAUCGUUUGAGCCAACCAGAAGGGCGCACGUCGCCAUCCGACACCGCGUAUGCCCCCAGGAGAGCGUCCAAAUUGUCCCAUGCGUCCAAAUUGUCUCAUGCGUCCAAUCUAGAAUUCUCGGACCAAAGCGUUAUCAGAGGUCACUUCGUCCCUCACAUCUGGAACCAGGACUUCCAGUAUCAGAACACUCUUGCUCCUCCUUUAACCUCGGCCAACCUGCCGACUUCUGGAUAUCACAGCAAUGCCGAUUUCAAUUCUUCAGCUUUGGUAUUCGACAGUUACAAUUUCCCUAGUUCUAACGCUACAAUCGGGGAUAGUAAUGCCACCCUUCAGCUGGACGACUUUAGUUGGCCCAACUUCGCGUCAAACCCCACUACCACUUAUGGAAUGAAUAGCUUCGGAAGAGCCGACGAUCAGCCUGAUGUCGCGGCCUCCGCUAACCUCUUCGCUCCCGCUGUCAGUGGCAUCGUCACAGCUAACGCCAAUACCAACCGCCUUAAAUGCAAUUACAUAGGCUGCGAUGCAACUUUCGCCCGCGCGGGUGAUCUCCGCCGCCAUUACAAAAAACAUCUCACCCCCGAAUACCCUUGCCUUGUCAACAACUGUGGCCGCAGGGGAAACAGAGCAUUCUAUCGUCUUGACAAACUUCGUGAUCACCAGCGGAUGAAGCAUAGAAUGAUGGUUUAG
Talaromyces proteolyticus is the source of this 708-nucleotide messenger RNA. RefSeq lists its product as uncharacterized. Bases 1 to 708 code for a protein of 235 amino acids. The transcript is spliced from 2 exons. The record is from RefSeq and is a predicted model, not a curated record. Lineage: Eukaryota; Fungi; Ascomycota; Eurotiomycetes; Eurotiales; Trichocomaceae.